AUAUAAAUUGGUCAACAAUGGAAUUGUAACCACAGAGAGAGAGAGAGAGAGAGAGAGAGUACCUUCAUGAGCUGCUUUACCUGCAGCUAGCCUUGGAGGAGUUAUGGGAAAGGCAAGCAAAUGGCUCCGGGGCUUGUUGAUAGGCAAGAAGGAGAAGGAGAAGGUGAAGGGUGGGAAUUUGACGAUGGGAUUGACUGCAGAAAACAGAUCAGCUUCUGUAGCAGUUCCAGCAACUAAGGAGAAGAGGAGGUGGAGCUUCCGGAGAUCGGCGGGAGCUGCAAAGGAUUUGAAUUCGGCAGAGCCAAGAAUAAGUGUCCCUUGCCGUGAGUUAUUUGAUUCAGAGAUUGAUCAGAAGAGACAAGCCAUGGUUGUAGCUGUGGCCACUGCAGCAGCAGCCGAUGCUGCGGUGGCUGCAGCACAUGCUGCGGCAGCAGUAGUGCGUCUCACUGCUGUGGCAAAUGGUAGAAAAACAAGGGCCGCCUUUGAGGAAGCUGCUGCUGUCAGAAUACAAUCUGUCUUCCGAUCAUAUCUGGCAAGGAAAGCAUUAUGUGCAUUGAAAGGAUUGGUAAAAUUGCAAGCAUUGGUGAGAGGGCAUUUGGUCAGAAAACAGGCUACUGCAACCCUCAGAUGCAUGCAAGCACUUGCUAAUGCGCAAGCUCGGGCUCGGGCAAAAAGAAUAGGGAUGAUCGAAGAGUCACAAGCUACUAUAUCACAAAGGCAGCAGAAUUACAGGAGAUCGCCACAGCAUUCCCGUUUCAGAAAGUCAUUUGAAAUGAAUAGGAACGAAGACGAGAAUGUCAAAAUUGUAGAGAUGGAUCUUGGGGAGACCAGAAGCACUUCAAAGGGCAGAAGCAGUUAUUCCAUAGGACAAACUGAGAGCAUUGACCAGAUAUUUUCUAUAUACAAUAAAGCUACCUGCAGACCUAGCAAGGCCGAUCUCCCACCACAGUUCUCACCUGCCCCAUCAACCUUAACUGAGAUGAAUCCCAUGAGCCCCCGAGCAUACAGUGGCCACUUUGAGGAGUUCUCCUUUGCCACAGCACAAAGCAGUCCACACCUAUCCGCCAUGUCCAUGCCCACACACAACUUUUUUGACUAUCCCAAUUACAUGGCUAACACAGAAUCCUUCAGAGCUAAGGUACGGUCACAAAGUGCACCAAGGCCAAGAAUUGAUACUUAUGAGAGGCAAUCAAGCAGGAAGAGACCGUCGGUGGAGGGUAGAAAUAUUCCAAGGGGAAUUAGGAUGCAAAGAUCCUCUUCUCAUGUUGGUUUGACAGCCAAUAGUUACCAAUAUCCAUGGUCAAUCAAGUUUGAUAAGUCCAACAUGUCUCUCAAAGAAAGUGAAUGUGGUUCAACAAGUACUGUACUCACAAAUUCAAACUACUGCAGAUCUCUAGUCGGGUAUGAGGUCCACGGGAAUAAUUACUGACAUCAUUCAUCUCUCACAAAUAAUAUCUUCUGACAAGCGUAACAGCAAUAACUGCAAAAGAUACAUCGUAGUCCUUAUUUCAAAAGGACAAACUAUUAUGUGCGGAGUUUUUAUGUUGUCCAGAGACCAAUAAAAAUACGCCAAAUUGCCUCAAAAGUAUAUCGCGCUCGGUACCAAGCGGUACCGGACGGUUCUCCCGUCCGAUGUCUGCACAGAAUAAUCUCUCCUCCAGAAGACAUUUCCGAAACCGAUAUGUUGAUUUUCAAUCUACAAAGAAAUAAACAUUAAGCUCCUUAGUAUAAAUAUAGUUUAUAGCUUUUGAUCAUGCAGUCAUAUAUGCACGUCUAUGUUUGCUUCUUCAAGACCUAAAUGAAUGGAGAGUGUUUAA
Molecule: messenger RNA, 1817 nt
Organism: Dendrobium catenatum
Lineage: Eukaryota; Viridiplantae; Streptophyta; Magnoliopsida; Asparagales; Orchidaceae
Product: protein IQ-DOMAIN 14-like
Exons: 4
Coding region: 104-1429 (441 amino acids)
Molecular function (GO): protein binding
Source: RefSeq, a predicted model, not a curated record